Messenger RNA from Mya arenaria, 9497 nucleotides. Its product is annotated as pleckstrin-like. The coding region runs from base 36 to 1370 and encodes 444 amino acids. Gene Ontology annotation, biological process: intracellular signal transduction; actin cytoskeleton organization. NCBI's taxonomy places the organism in Eukaryota, Metazoa, Mollusca, Bivalvia, Myida, Myidae. Gene Ontology annotation, cellular component: plasma membrane. The record is from RefSeq and is a predicted model, not a curated record. The transcript is spliced from 9 exons.
GAUUAGUCUGUUUCAUUUGAUUCGUACUCAUUUUAAUGGAAAAGGAAAUAUCAGUCGUAAAGACAGGUUAUUUGUUGAAAUGGCUGAUCAAACGUUGGAAGCUGAACUGGUUUACCCUGAAUGAAGAUGAACUGCGAUGUUUCAUCAAGAGAGAUAAAUCUGUCCUGAUUGAGUCUAUACCUCUACAGGGAGCAUCAGUGGUCUGCCCCUGCUAUGAUGAGCCUGAAGUCAAUAUUGAUAGAGCCUUCAAGCUGACAAGCCCCAAUGGCACGGAGAUGCUCUUCCUGGCUGCCGGACUCCAAGAUCGGGACAGAUGGGCACAUGCUAUUGGGGCAGUUAUUCGCUCUAUCACCACUUCUAGUCAGACCUCAAAUAGCCCAGUAAAGUUUCAACCGUUUAGAGCAAAAGCAAAUGUGAGUGAGGUAUUGGGAGCGUUGCAAGACCCUGAUGCUGGUGUAGAAAUGACCAACCACGUUCGCAAUGGCAUUGUCCACAAAAACUGCUUCAAAGGAAGUGACAUCAUCAAGUGGUUACUAAGAUGGAAUAUUGUGCGUCGCCGUGGCGAUGGUAUUGCCAUGGCGCAGAGUCUCCUGAAAUUAGGCCACCUACAGGAAGUGGAUGUGUCAGACGGCGCAGCAGGGGCUUCUCAGAGUUUCAAGGAUGAUGAGAAACUCUACAGAUUUACGUCUCUAAACCUGGGAGUUCAGCGGAACAGCUACUUUGACAGUUCUGACAGUGACUCGAGUCUGUCUGAUGACGAGGAUGAUGGGAAAAUUGUUGAACGAGUUAAGAAGGGGAAAAUUAUAAAGGCUGGGUUCCUGUGCAAGAAGAAAUCCCUGAGAAAGGGUUGGCGUUUUGUACGAGUUCUCCUAAGAGACAGCCAGCCAAUGCUGGAGUAUGAAAGCCCAUUCAGGUCAAAGGAACAGAAGACAGAUCCUAAAAAUCAGAGCAAGGUCAUCGAUUUACAAAAGUGUUUCUUGGCCGAGUCUAGUCGUAGGAUGAUUGGAGUAAAGAUCCAGCAGGCGCCUGCCAAGCUUCGCAUUUACUUGCGCACAAAGGGAGGUAAAUGUCGCACGUUCCAGACAAAAGACGAGGGGGAAUGGUUUGAGUAUGCCAGUCUCCUACAAACCCUGUGUGGAGCCACGCCCCCUCCGGUUAAAAUUAAGACCAAGGAGAAAAAUACCGAAAAAGUCAAGGACAGGGUGGAGGAAGUCCCUGAAAAUGUAGGUGAGGAGAAAGCGGGUGAAGUUAAGAAAGUCUCUGAAAAGGCUGAAAAAGUUGCUGAAAAGGUGGAAAAUUUACCCCCAAAAAAUGAUGUCAUAGAAAAAGCUGAAAAGAUUACAGAUGAAGUGGAGGAAAUUUUGAAUUAACAGAAUUGAAAAUAAUGAAAAAGGAAAGCCGUGAAUGUACCUGAAAAGUCAGAAAAUGUUUCGGAACUUUUGAUAAGAGUAGUGCUGGCAUGUUCUUAGAGAUUAGACGAUAGGAGUAGUGAGAUGAGUUUUGGUAGUUAAAAUCACAAAUCUUAAUCGCUAUAACAUGUAUAUCAGUGCUUUUGUUUUUGCUACAUUAAAUACAUUAUACCUUUAUACUUUAUCUAGGGUUUUAGCUAAAGAGUUGUCCUGUCCUUUUUGGCUAGCACCUCUCUGCCCUUAUUUAGACCAGCAUUACGAUUUCAGCUUAAGAGUUAUAGGAGGUAGCUGCAUCCUGUCUUUUUUGGCUAGCAUCUCCAUACCCUCAUAAAGAGCAGCAUGGUCAACCAUCUGCCUUCCUAAAAUUGAAUGCUGUAGAUAAUCGAACAAUUUCUAUGCUUUAUUUGAAAGCUUAUUAUAUGAUUAAAAAUACUUACAAAAUUAAUAUAUCUGGCAGUGGAAAGCUAAAAUAACUUCAAUUAAACACAUUUUUUACAUUUGUUUUUGUCAAAUUUAUAAUAGUUCUUCACAGCCCGAAACAAUGUGCCAAUUUCACCCUCAGCACCCUGUCCCUUUUCUACAACACUCUUUUCCUUUUUAAACCCUGGCUUUUUAUCUUUUAAAUAGAUGUUUAGAAUAAGUUAAACAAUUAAAUACAUGUUGCAUUCCAACUGGUCAAAGGAUUUUAAUUGAGUUAAUGGUUUUUGCAUGUUUUAGAUAUUGCUCUCUUCUUUAAGCUGCACUCUCACAGAUUGAACGUUUUGACAACUUUUUUAUUUUUUGUCCUGGAACGAGCCAAUUUUUGCAAAUAUCCAGGGAAACCAGUGAUAAAAGAAUGCUGACAAAAGAUUAGAUUGCAGAUUUUUAUAUUUAAGUUCAAAAUCUUUUAUGCAUUUUUCUUAAAAGGAUAGUAACGGAUAAGAUUGCUGACAAAAAAUCAGAUCGUAGUUUUUCAUCAUGUUAGUAACGGUUUAAGCCAUAAAACAUUUUUUUGAACGGAAAUAGGAAAAACUAUGAUCUGAUUGUUUGUCAGCAAUCUUAUAUCAUUGGUUUGAAGAUGUUUACGCAAAAAUUUGUUUUUUCCAACACAAAAAAUAAAAAAGUUGUAAAAUGGUGAAUCUGUGAGAGUGCAGCUCUAAAAUGUUCUGUUUAUAACACACUUUUUAUAAUUUGAGCCCUACAGCUACUGAAUGCAAAAUAGUUUUUUAUUUUUAAGGCAUUCAGAAUGUAGAGUGUUAUGUGUUUCACGUGUUAAAUCUGCACUUUGUCUUCCUGUGUUUUACAUUUUAUUUCUUUUAUAAAUUAAAGUCUAUGAACAAUAGUGAGAGAAAUAAAGUUGUAGACAAAGAGCUCAAUCAAUAGUAUCUAAUCACUUGUGAAUCUGUUAUAUGCAUCAAUAUGCAGCAUGCUUUGGUAACUAACGAACAUACGUUUAUUUUGAAACAUGCUUGUUCUACUGUUUUUUUGUGGAAAAAAAUGGUAAAAUACAAGUGUUCAACAUAAGUCGUUAUAAUAUAUCUAAAGGUUUGAUAUGCUGCAUGCAUGUUAUUCAUGUUAUUUUAAUCCUUGAAUCAAAUUUUUCUGUAUUAUAUAUUUACAUAGAAUUUUAACUUUUUUAAGAAAAAAUAUUCAGUGUUCUAAGCCUUUGUGUUGUUGUUGUUGUUGGCGUUGUACUCUUCACUGUUUCCGUCAUGCCAUGACUCAAGAUAUUCAAAUAUCUUGGUACAAACUCAGUAAGUAGAGACGAUACCCACAUGUUUAGCGAUGCUGAUAACUCCGGUUUUAAUCAUUUUUGAGUUAUGCCCCUUUUUCAACUGUAAAGUAUCAGAUGAGUGGUGGUGUUCACAAUGCAGCGCUCUUGUUAUUUAUUUAGUUUGUUUAUUAGUUGUGUUCAGGGAAAUUAUCAAUACCUAUGCAAACUUUGUUUGAUAGUUUAUAGGAAAUCCUGUUAACUGGUUGUUUAGCCCAGAAGUUUUGUUGCACAAUGUGUGUUCAAUAAAAUAAUGUAACAGUAUUGUCAGCUUAGUAUAGAAAAUAUUGUUUAAUAUGCAUUUAAUACUGUACUGUUUGUUUAAUGUUUUUGCAGUGUGUGUAUACCACGUGAUAAAUUAUGUCAUAUAUGCUACAUCAGAAGGCAACAUUUUUGCUUAAAAUGAAUACUUAAAUCAAAGAUAACUUUUCUUUUACAACACCAUUUUAAAUGAAACAAAGGGGACAGUCUAUGGCGCUGAAAGAGCCCUGUCUUUGUUUUAUUACCAGAGUUUGAUAAGGUUAUUAGUUUCAGUGACAAACCUGUCUCCGUCAGACGGCCGUAUUGUGCAAAAGUUUGUCGAAGUGUUUCAUGAAACCAAACUCUCAAUCGAAGUCUGGUAACGACCAAAAGCAGUGAUCCAUAAGCGGCGUAGACUGUACCAUGUUUCAUUUAAAAUGGUGAAGAAAAAGGAAAGUUAUAUUUGUUUAAAACCUUUAUGCGAAGCAAAAUAUUGCCUUCCGAUGUAGCACUUAUGACACCAUUUAACACAUAGUAUACACACACUGGUUAGGGCUAUUCCAGUAAAACAUAUAACCCCCGGAUGGGAGGAAAUUAUUUUAAUAGUGUGUGGGUGGUGUCUUUUUUCACUUAUUUGGACCCCAAAAGGGUGAAUUUGCUUCUGUAGGGGGGUGGUAUAAUUUAAGAGUGUUUCUCCCCUGGGGUUAUAUGUUUAAAUGGAAUACCCCUUAGUUUAUUAAUCUUAAGUUUUGUUGAAAAAUGCGUGUUCAAUAAAAUAAUGUAACAAUAUUGUUUUGUAAAUAUAGACAAGAUUGUAAAAUAUGCAUUUAAUACUGUAUUACUCAAUUUACUCUUUUGCAAUAUUUUUAUGGAUAUUGAUGGAUCCAGUACUCUGUGGUACACAUAACUCCUUCUAGUCUGAAUUGGGCAGAGCCAUCAAAAUGCAAACAAUAAUUUUGUUAUUUUUUUUGUUGAUCAAUAUGAUAUCUGUAAUAGUACAGAAUAAAUCACAUUCUCCACAAGUCUAUGAACAAAAAUAAUUAAGAAGUUCAUGGUUAAUGAAAAAUCAUAGAAGUUCUGUUUUGUAUAUAAAUGAGCUUACGAUCUUGUGCUUUGUGCUUAAACGAGGUAUAGAUUCUAGGUUUUAUGGUCUCCAGUUUAAAUGUUGUUAAUUGCAUUAAAUGUAUUGCAUUUCAAAUUAUAUAAUUAUCCUCUAUAAAUUCAAUUCUAUCAAAUACCUUUAACGAAACAAGACGUAUGAGAAAGCAAUAGAAAAUGGUUGGUUUACAUAAAAUCACUGUUGGGCAUCACACAAAUGUCUUUGUGACCACACUGAACAUUUGUGUAGCCCUAGAAAUUGUUUCUAUAAAUGUUUUUCACUUUUUUAGUCUAAAUCAGAAACAUAAGGCUUGGUUCAUAGACUAUUUUAGAUUCAUGAUAUUAUAGUACAUUUUAAUCAUAUCUGUUUUUAGUGUUUCAUGUUUUGAUUUUGUUUCCCAUGUAGCAGUCAUUUGUUUUAUAGUACUGUUUUUUUAAGCAUGCUUUAUAUAUAUUAUAUAUAUAUAUAUACCUAUAACAUUUUUUGUGAAUUCUUUAUUUAAUGAAGUUCUUAUAAUAGUGCACAUAUUAAAUUUAAAAAUUAAAAUAAAUAUUUUUUAAAUAGCAUUUCCAAUAAUAAAUAAUUGGCUGUAAAAUUGUUCAAAAUUUAAGAUUUUGAAGUACCCCUAAUUUGAAAUAGUCAUCGAUAAGAAAUCAUUUUUUUACGAUAUGGGCUUCAAAUUCACUCAAUGAAAUAUAUUGUAUGGUAACAAAGACUGAUAAAUGUACUGGUUAGUGAAUGAAUUAACUGCCGAUCCUCCGUGAUAUUUCGCUCUUGUACUCAAUUAUAAGAUGAAUUUAAGAUCAUGCUUGCUAAGACACGGCUCUGUCUUCACUUUCAUUUUAGAUCAUCUAUUUUUUGGCGAUAAGGAGCUGAUUGUGCAAUUAUUUUAAUCUGAGGCGUUUAAUUGAAAGCCAUUCUAGAUAUUUCAAUGAAACUUGGUACACAUACAUAAGACACACUACACACCUGUUUAGCAUGGCCCAUAACUCUUUAUUGCUUUGAUCUCUGUUAUUAUGCAAGGAAAUUGUAAAACGAUUCAAUUCAAUUUCUAACAAAGUUUGUAAUUUUCAUAAUGAAAGACCUGUGUUUAAAUUUCACAAAACACUUUUCUGUUGUUGUUUUUUGUGGUUUUAUUGAUCAAGUUUGUGUGAUGAAAAUUCUUAGAAUCUUAACCGCCUGCAUUGUGUUCACAGUAUUAACCUACUUUUUUGAAGUGCAGUUGUUUAUGUUUGAUCUUUAUAUAGUGGUUUAUAUUGCUCAAUGUGCUGCUUGUGCAUUUUUUUAUAUCUUCAAUAUGUAACAUAAAGUCCUUUCUGUGUUUAGCUAUUAGGAAUUUUUCGGAGUUCUGAUAUGCAAUUUUAUGCAAUUAUCACUAGAAGUGACAUGACUAUCAUCGGCCUAAAUUGCUUCAAUAAUGUAUAUGUACAUGACACAUUUGAAGUUUGUUCACGCUAUGUGUACCUAGAUAGUAGAUUGGAAGUAAAUGUUGUUAAAUUUAUAACUCUCAAAGUUUAUCAUACAUGUCUGUCAACAAAUGCAGAUUUGACAUGUAUUGUUAACAGAAGUGUUAACAUAUUCAAUUUUCUAUGCAGGUUUCGGUGUCAUUUCACUGUGAAACAACUGGCAAAAUAAUGACCACAAAUUUUCGCAACGCAUACCACUUUUUAAAAACUAUUACACACCAGUAAGGAUCAUAUGCCAUUAUAAGGACCAGUCAGCCCCUAAAGGUGUAUAUGAACCAAGGCAUCAGCUGUGAAUCAUUCCCCUUCGGGUGCAGUCUGACAGUAAACUCCGGGCUGGCAAAAAUAUGUCAUUUAUUUAAAUACAGUGAUAUAUGGCUGAUUGGCUUUAUAUAAACAAAUAAGGGACACAUUUAUGUGAGGUUUAAUAUUUAAAAAAUAUAUGGAUGAAAGCACAACCUUUCUUCUUACCAUUAAAGGAAUGAGAAAAGUUUGUUUUAACCAUACACUAAAAUGUCAAAAAGGAUAUGAUUUCAUGUUUUCGAUAUCACAACAAUGGCAAUUUAACUUAUCUAUGUAGAUUGAGCUUUUCAGAAGACCGAUUUGUACAAUGUAAUUAUAGAUACUUUAACAUGUAAUAUUCUAUUUAAAUCAAAGUUUGUCAUAUAAUGCAUUCAAUGCACUUCAUCUUUAUAUAAAACAAUAUUCCCAUUCUCAUUUGUCUAAAAAGUAUAAUAUUCUUAAUCAAAUUGAUAUUGUAGAUUGCACAAAGUCUUACCACUAUGAAGUCGUAUCACUGAUACUUGUCACUAACGGAUUCAGGCGGGGGCGCAACCUGCGCACCCCCUCUAAAUUAUUCCAAAGUUUGCUUUUUGUGUCAAUAUCGGAUAAAAAAGUAAUACAAUACGCUCAAAAUGCACCAUUUCUGACUUAAAUUGUUAAUCAAUUCACGGGGAGUACCCCUUAACCCCCCCCCCCCGCCAACAUUUUAAACCAAAAUAUCUCGGCUCUGAGGAGGGGCACAGGUACCUGCCCCUACAUUACGCCCCCUUGAACAUAAAUUCCUGGUCUUGCCCCUGCUAGUAAGUGCCAAUAUAUUUUGAGAAGUUGUCCCACACAUAUAAAAAAUAUGCCUCAAAGUAAAUCAUUAUCGAAGAUAUGGAUGAUAUAUUUAGACUAUGGUUUAAAAAAGUUUAGAACAUGUGGUGUAAAAACCUCUACUUAAAGUCCAAAAAUAUGACAAAUUGCAUUGAUCUUAGUCAGUAUAGCUCUCAUUUAGCAACUUUACAAUGGUAUAUACUCAUAACAUGGGACUAUGCAUGGUGGUUUGACUUCAUGUUAGUACAAUUUCUCCUGUAUAUUGUAUACACCUUUUCUUAUGCUAUGUAUUGUUAACAUUCCUCUUCAAUCUUUAUCCAUUUUGUAAGCAGCUUUGGAACAAACCUUUAUCUUCAAUUGUCUGUUUUAUUUUGCAUUCCAUUGAUAUGAAAUUUUAAAGCUAACUUAGUGUUGAUCUUUUGAACACUUUUCUUUCAUAUAGCCCAUGCUACACUUUUGUAGCCGAACAAAUGCAAUGUUGAAAAGUUAUUUUCAAUAGGUUUGACAGAUAAUACUUCAUGUAGAUUAAGCAUCUAUUAUUAUAGUAAAUUACGUACAGUAUAAAGUACCACUUAUUGUUUAAGUAUAGUAUAAUGUACCACUUAAUGUUAAUUGUAGAUUGCUGUCCUGUAUGUUAAUCAAUCAUUAGCAUAGCUUCACUUGAUGUUUGUUGUUAAUAAAUCUAGAUUCAAAGUGCCAAAAUGUAUGCCAAUUGCAAUCAUAAAGUGUUCCGAUUAUAAACUAACAUAUUUAUUUUCCAUUUGAUCUUUUCAUUUUUAUAUGGUCUGUUGUUGUUUUUUUAAGGAAAAAAGUAUUGUCAUGUCUGUUGUGUCAGCAGCUGCAUCAAUGCCAUGCUUCAUGCAUCGUCGCCAUGCUUUGGGCAUCAUCGCCAUGCUUUGGGCAUCAUCGCCAUGCUUCGUGCAUUGACCCUUGCAAUGUGCAUCGUCGACAUGCUUCGUUAUUUUGACAACCGUUCAAAAAUAUUCACAUGAAACUUGGUACACAUGUUAUCAGUGACAAUAUGCAAACAUUUGGUGUCGGACUAUAUGUGCAACUCUGGAUGUAAUAAAUGUCCGGUUAUGCCCCUUGAACUUUUUUAUGAACAGAAGUUGAGUGUUCAUCCAUUUGCGGUGCUAUUAUUAUAGGUAUAUAAGUCAGUUUAAGUUGUAGUUUUUACAAUGUCUUAGUUACAGUACUGUAAAAAUAUAUUUUGUUAAUUCUUUAUCAUUUAAAAUAAUUGUUUAAACUUUAGUUAAGGCUGUCAGUCCUUCUGUUGAAUAAAGUUUUAAUGGAAACCAUGGUGGUUUAGAAUUUAGCAAAAGCACUCACUUUUUAUGGUAUAUGGAAUACUAAUGAAAACAAAAUGUGGGAAAUUGAUAUUUUAAUGAAAAACAAAAACACUUGCCUUAACUUUCAUUGCUUGAUGUCAUGUGAUUUUCUUGUAAGCUGUGUAUAGGCUUACUAGAGUUUCUGCAAUAGAGGGUUCAUUGUUUUCUUUCUUUAAGCUCAUCUAUUUUGAUUUUUGUAUUUUUUUCAAAGAAGAAACUCAUGGGUAUUUUCAAAGCCUUAGUUUUGUUGUGAUCAGCAUCAUGCAGUGUGAAAAGAACUUCGCCUUUGCCAUAACUUUAAAAACAUUUAAGAUAUUUAAAUGAAACUUGGUACACAUGUUGCCAGGGACAAUAUGCACAUGUUCAGCAUGACCCAUAUCUCUGUCCCGUGUAAUACUUGAGUCAUGUCUGUUUUUUGUCUGAUAAAUAACAGCUGAGCAUUGCUGUUUGCUCUGCAGCGCUCUUAUUGAAAAAUAUGUUGAGGUGUUGCAAUGUCUGUAUGUAUAUAUUCACUUGGAUAUUUUUUGAGUCAUCUGCUUUCAGUUAUUUUUCUUGUAUAAUCACAUUUAAGGAUGGAUGGUUUUGAAUUACACAACUACAUGUAUGUCAAAUGCUGCUUCUGUGGUAUAACUUACUAUUUGACUCAAAUUUGACUGAAUUUAUUUGUAGAGGAGUCACCAAUGUUGAUUUUGAUAAUUCCUCAAAAUUAUUUUGUUUUCUUCUUUAAAAUUAUUUUUGAACUCUGUCACCAAAUUUUUAAUCGACUACUUUAUCUAGAGAAAAGCAUUAUGGCUAUGAGAAUUGUGAACAAUAACAUUAUGAAUGGCAUAUGGUAUUUAUGUUAAAACAGAUAUCUUUAUUUUUCAAAUGUACCUAAUGGUAAUUUUGUUAUAUUAAAUUUGAUCUGUGUUCAUAAUUAAUAGUUCUGGCAAUAUUUUGGAACACCUUGUUUUAUUAUUUUUUUAUGAAACCCAGAUGGUGCUUUUGUUGACUUUGUUAUUUGUUUUUAGCAUAAUACCCGUUAUUUCCCUUCCAAAAGCAUGGCCUUUUGUAUACCCAAGGUUUUCUUCAUGUAAUCAUCUGGUUUUAAUAAAUAUUGUUGAAAAAUCA